Molecule: messenger RNA, 818 nt
Organism: Spodoptera litura
Lineage: Eukaryota; Metazoa; Arthropoda; Insecta; Lepidoptera; Noctuidae
Source: RefSeq, a predicted model, not a curated record
GGGGUAUAAGAAGGUAGACCUCCAGUUGGGAAAUCAGUUAGCUCUUGCAGUUCAAUCAGAUUUGUGAUCGAGAAACAAGUUGAAGAUGUUCCGUGCUGUUGUGUUGUUAGCUUCCCUGGCUCUGUGCCAUGGCCAUGCAGUGCCCGUCGUGGCUCACCACGCUGCAGUGGUGGCACCAGUAGUAGCGCCUGUAGUGGCUGGCUAUGCCGGUCAUGGUUACGGUGGACAUGGAUUUGGAGGAUACGGCUACGGUGGACUGGGAUACGGAGGCCUUGGUCAUGCUGGACUUGGUCACGCAGGACUUGGUCACGCUGGACUUGGUCACGCUGGAUUUGGGCAUGCUGGACUUGGACACGCUGGUCUUGGCUUUGGCGGUCUUGGUCACGGAGGACUUGGCCAUCACAUUCACAAGCGGUCUCCUCAUCUCGUCGCUCCUGUAGCUCAUGUAGGACACGUGGCUCACGUUGCUCCCGUAGCACAUGUAGCCCCCGUGGCUCACGUGGCACCCGUGGCGGUGUCUCAUCAGUCUCGACUGGACGUGCACUCUUCACCAGCUGUUGUUGCUACUUCAGUAGUGCAGCCCGUCGUAGCCCCCGUGGUGGCUGCUGCUCCACUGCACUUCGGUGGUGGAUUCAGCGGUGGUCUAGGAGCUGGCCUCUAUGGACACGGACAUGGUUAUGGCCAUGGUUUCGGCCACGGCUAUGGCCACGGUUUUGGCCACUACUAGUCACGAUCUUACUUGAUGUCAAUAAUUUGUAUCAUAAACGAAUGAAUGGAUUGUAGUGUAUUAUAGUUUACUAAUAAAGAUGUGAUAAUUA